Messenger RNA from Pezoporus occidentalis (night parrot), 3135 nucleotides. It is a transcript of the gene TRARG1, whose product is annotated as trafficking regulator of GLUT4 (SLC2A4) 1. The transcript is spliced from 3 exons. The record is from RefSeq and is a predicted model, not a curated record. Bases 16 to 1017 code for a protein of 333 amino acids. Gene Ontology annotation, cellular component: membrane. Lineage: Eukaryota; Metazoa; Chordata; Aves; Psittaciformes; Psittacidae.
UCUGGUCUUUGCCGCAUGUCCCCCACCCACCCGAGGAAAGGCUUGCGGCAAGUAGAGCCCCAGGAACAGCAGCGCUGUGUGCACCGGCACCCGGCACGGAGCUGCCCUCGGCAUCGCCCUGCGCCCCGCUUAGGGCUGGGCUCUCACGUUCCGCUGCAGAGGAGCCGAGCCCCUGGGAGCCCCCGGGAAGAGCGGGGGAUCGGUGGGGCGGGGCAGAGCCUCGGUUGGAGGCGACAGGGGACACCCCGGCUUCCCCACCCACCGCAUCCCCGGGGGCAGAGAGCCGGGCGGAGGCUGAGCGCAGCCGAGGGGCGGGGGGGAUCGGGGACACCCCGGGGGCGGUCCGCGGCCCCAAUCCUGCCCCGGGGGCUGAACCGGGCUGGCCCCUCCUCCGGCACGGCCUCCCGCGGGGCGGCGGGCCCCGGGCGCAGAGCGGCGGCUGCGGGGCGCUCCCGGAGCCCGCUCCGCCGGGCCAUGGCGAGCACCGGCUCCGCGCCCGGCGGCUCGGGCUCGGGCUCCGGCUCGGGCUCGGGCACGGCGCUGCCCACCCGCUUCCAGGAGACCGAGAAGCUGCUGGCGGCGACUGAGAGUCGGGAGGAAAAGGGCCUCCGCGGCUCCAAAUCCUUCACGGCCGCGCUGCCCGGCGAGGCGGAGCGCAACGGGCACGGGCUCUCCUACAAGUCGGUGUCGGUCGGGCACCUGGAGGCGCCUCCGCUCUCGCCGUCCCGGCUCAGCCUGGGCAGAGCCUCCUCCAUCGCCACCAGCACGGCGGCACCGGAGCAGGGCCGCCCGCGGGACUACCUGGUGCUCGCCAUCUUCUCCUGCUUCUGCCCCGUCUGGCCCAUCAACAUCGUGGGCCUCGUCUUCUCCAUCAUGUCGAGGAACAGCGGGCAGCAAGGGGACCUGGAUGGAGCACGGCGACUCGGGCGCAUGGCCAGGCUGCUCAGCGUCGUCUCCAUCGUCCUGGGGACCAUCAUCAUCGUGCUCUACAUUUCACUCAGCAUCAGAGUUUCCUAGAAGACGUUUAAAGCAUGCAAAUGCCUCGAAGAGGAGGAAGACAACUUUCCUUUUGGGGGUUUUACUUUCAGCCUUGCAACAAAAAAUUGUCACAGUGUAGGUGGGCAACCCUGGACAGCCUGCUCUGGAGCGCCGUCGGAAGGAACGCAUGCUUCUACUUCAUCGCCUCUUGGAAAUGAGUUUGUACAAGUGAUGGGAUAACGAACAUCGCCAGAAGGAAUGGGAAAGGACAUGGGAUGCCACGCAGAGAGGAGAAAGGGGAAAUCCACUACCUCAUUCCCCUCCAGCAAAACUCACGGAGUGGGGAGACAACUAAAGUACAAGAGAAGGGAGUUCCAAGAAGGAAGCUUCUUUUAAAAGGCGAGAACAGGACAUUCUGAGGAAUCCUCCUGAGGAUUUUGGCACAAGUCACUGAAUCCAUGGGGAGUUGUUGGUUUUUAAAUCGUCAGAUGCUGUCUCUACAAUAAAAAUAAAACCCCAAAGCUCAAACUGCCAUCGGGAGCUGAGAGCUGCUCCAUGGAGAGGAGGGAAGAGCAGAGCUGCAGCAGGACCACGGCUCUGCUCCACACGAAACUGCAGCAAAAGCUGGAGGAUGUGGUGGGUGCUUUUGUAUUUUUGAUGAAAAAAAAAAAAACCAAACAAAAAAGAGACAAUGACCAUUUGCAUGCCUUUGGGAAUGUUCUCCAUGUCUGUUCCUACGAGCUCUUUUAUCGCUUAGGGCAGAUCUCAGAGCUGGGAGAGCAGGAUGUUGCUGCAUGAGAACCCCAGGCUCCUCCUCACCCUGACCCAGUGGUGGGGUUUUUAAUGGAAUGAAAACUAAUGCUGUCUCUGUGAACCCACCCGUUUCCCUCUCUGUGCACCCAAAGCGAGGUUAAUACUCAUGGAGCUGAGAAAAGAGCCUGGUGUAUCUGUAGCAGCAGUAUCAUGGCACGGAGAGCCCGUUCUACCCACUUACAUAUUUAUGUCACAUCAUGUCCAUCACACAGGAGCUUCAGCAUGAUCCAGCCCCCACUUUCCAACCCUUUUGGGCUUCAGAUUAGGGCUUUCCAGGAGAUUUUCAGAGGCAAAGAGGAGUUUAAAAGCCCUGUUCCUUUCCCUCCAUCCCUAACAUGCUGUUCUGCAUCUCUGGAAGUCUCCAGCACCCCCGGAGCUGGCUGGGGUCAGUUCCACAAGUAGUGUUAUUUUAUAAUGUUUUAUAUUUAAUGUAACAAGAAAACAGACUUUGCUCCUCCCAAGCUGCCUGUAGGUACUGUGCACUCUGCCAUGUCUUCCACACCAUGCUUCUUCCCCUGGGAUCCGAUCCCAACACGCUCCCUCGAGCCUCCAUUCAGCCCCAUCCCUUCUUCUUCCCCCUCACCCUGUCCGUGCUGUGGGUUGUUAUUGAGGUUGGUCUCUAUCUGACCACCCGGACUAUGCAAAGUUUUAUUGCCUGUGAUUUAUUCAGGCUUUGUAGGUGAUUUCUGACCAUGUCCAUGGGCUCUGCAUUCGCUGAGCCUCUCUUUUAUCAGAACUUUGCGGGCACAAGUACACGACCAAGAGCUGCACUCCCUGGCCUUUCUGUUGGCUCUAGCUGGCAACCUGGCACCAAGAUACAUGGACUGCACCAAGGUACAAGGUGCUUCAAGGCACUUCUGCUCCCAACCAUCAAUCUCCUGGGGAGAAAUAAACCCCAAACAACCCAAACCUUAGAUCAAAUCGAACGUUCCCGAGGGCUUGUCUGCAUGGAGAAUCUACUGCACCCCAUAAGAAACUUCACACAUGGUAACUGCUUCGCACUAGCUUCUUGUCUGGACUAUGCGAGUGCACGUGUGGGGUUAGCACAGUGUGGGGUGCGCUGUAAAUCCACGCUGUAGUUACCCCGGAACUCAAGUAAAGCCUAGUGGAAGAAAACACUUUAAAGAGGAGCAACCAAACAGGUGACAAGAACGCCCAUGGCUCUGCAUGGUAGUCACUGCAGAAAGCCACGUCCCCUAGACACUCUGUUACCUUUCUUCCCUGUGUUAAAUGGGAUUCACAGCUAUAGCACAUCCCUACAGCACUUUUCCUGGGGCUCCAUACCCGUCCACCCCUUUGCCGGCGCUCUAUUACAAAGCAUUGGCUUCAAAAAUGGGCUGAAUU